This is a messenger RNA of Malaya genurostris, 2067 nucleotides long. Its product is annotated as angiotensin-converting enzyme-like. The record is from RefSeq and is a predicted model, not a curated record. NCBI's taxonomy places the organism in Eukaryota, Metazoa, Arthropoda, Insecta, Diptera, Culicidae. Gene Ontology annotation, cellular component: plasma membrane. Gene Ontology annotation, biological process: proteolysis. Gene Ontology annotation, molecular function: peptidyl-dipeptidase activity; metallopeptidase activity. The transcript is spliced from 8 exons. Bases 37 to 1998 code for a protein of 653 amino acids.
GAACAAUGCUGCAUGUGAACGGUUGAAAAAUUGAAAAUGUGUGUAGUUUUUGUAUCCAGUAUUUUCGCUAGUUUAGUUCUGUGUUUAUUAGGAUUGGAAGUUACAAAUCAAGCUCAACCGGAAGUCGAUGCUGCCAACCGAUGGUUUGACCAGAUGAAUUUAGAAUUAAAACUGCUGAACCAUGAAGCCGCAGAGGACGCCUGGCAGUCGAGCACACUACCGACUGAAACAGUCAUCGUGGAGAAAAUAAGUCAACUGGCGGUGCGGAAAGCCCACUGGGAGCGUACCACGUGCAGCCGGGGGCAGCGCUACGGAGACUUCAAUGCCAGCUUUGACAGGGCCCUCAACCUUCUCUGCCGUUCUGCCAGGCAUACGGAUGAGGAAAUUAGAAACAUGACAAAAUUGCUGGCAUAUUUGCAAGAAAUUUACACCGAAACUGAAGUAUGUGUUAAUCGAUCAUGUGACGAUGAUAAACUUUGGAAAAGUACAUUUUUCAAAUAUCAUGAACAAGUAAGCAAUAACUUCUCAGUGAAUGAACUUUGCUUGUUUGGAGAACCUGAUAUGGAGAGAAUAAUGAGUAGAGAAACUAUUCCCUUAUUCAAAGAUAAAAUGAAUUGCAUGAUGAACGAUCAACACAUUCUCAGUUGGGCUUGGCAGUCAUGGAGACUGGCAGUGGGACCUCCGGUGAAGGAGUCUUAUCACAGUCUCAUACAAGUCAUGAAUGUGGGAGCUCGUAGAUCGGGAUUUCAAGAUAUUGGCGAGGUAUGGCGAGCGGAGUUGGAAAUGCCAAAUUUGCGAGAAAUAGUCAGUCGACUCUGGCUCGAUGUGAAACCACUUUACCAAAAGCUUCAUGCAGUUGUGAGACACUUUCUUAAGAAGAAAUAUCCGGAAGUGAAAAACUUUCAGUCUGGUGGACAGAUUCCGGCACAUCUGCUAGGUGAUAUGUGGAGUCAAAACUGGGAAACUCUCACAGCGUCCAUACUUCCCCACGAGGUUGACAUUGAUCGAAAUUUUCGAAAUAGCAAUUGCAGUUCCGAACAGAUGGUCCGAAAAGCGGAAGAUUUUUACUCCUCGAUGGGUUUGCCAAUGAUGACCGAAAGCUUCUGGAAGAAAAGCAUUUUCGAACGUGCACAUAAUAUUACCAAGUGCCAUGGAACCGCGGCGAAUAUGUACGACGCAGGUGAUUUUCGAAUGAUAACCUGUGCGGGGAAUUCAAUGAAUGAUUUUUAUGUGAUACUUCAUGAAAUGGGUCAUAUAAUAUAUUAUAUGUUAGCGGCGAAUCAACCAACCGUCUUUCAGGAUGGAACCAACUCCGCAUUUCAGGAGGCCGUAGGAGAUACUAUCCAUUUAGCAGCUCUAAGUCCAUCUCAUUUGAUACGGUUGGGAUUUCUCAAUUCUUCAUAUUUGAAACCGGACAGUGAUGACAAUUUGAACCGUUUUGACUACAGUCUGCUGCUGAAGAUCAGUCUAACGAAAAUCCCUGCUCUUCCGUUUUCGUAUAUUAUGGAUCAAUAUCGGUGGAAUCUGUUCGACGGGUCAAUUGGGUUUGAUAGCGAUGCCAACAACUACUUUUGGUACUUAUUAGAAAGUGAACAAGGCAUCCGACCCGCCUCCGAGAUAGACAGAACAGGCUUUUUUGAUGCAGCAGCAAAAUACCAUUUCACCGAUAACACUCCGUACGUGCGUUAUUUUCUGGCCAAUUUCCUAAGCUUCCAAAUUCUGGAAGGCCUCUGCAAGAAGUCCAUUUUCGGAGACGUUAAAACAACGCAAACGCUUCCGUUUCCGUUGCACAGAUGUGAUCUGUACGGUUCCAAGCGUGUGGGACGUCUUCUCGGAAAAGCACUGAAAUUGGGACGAUCUCAACACUGGACAUUGGUGCUGGAAAUACUGACCGGAUCCUCAGAAAUAUCUUCUCGACCGCUGAUCAAAUAUUUUGCCCCGUUGACCGAAAUGCUAGAUAAGAUCAUUGAUGAAUGGCAGCUAACGGUUGGUUGGUAAAUAGUAAGAAACAAGCGUUUCGAGACUCAGAUCGUUGAAUAAAGAUGUAAAUAAAAUGUCCAUGUAGUU